CAUCCCAUCUCCCACAAACCCCACUUACACCUCAUGCAAUAUGAGCAACAUGAGCAAAGGCAACGACAACACAGCAAAGGCCGCGGAUUCUGCCAUUUUUGAGUGGAAUCCCGCAGAGCUCAUCAAGGGCCGCCCACAAUCUGCAGACAAGGCUGUGUCACAGUUAGGCUCGGCCGGAUUUGCUCUGGUUGUGCUCAACCAGCCCCUUCAUCAUCUCGAUGUGACCCGGCGGUUAUGGGACAAUGCCCAAGUUCGAGUGGCAGCAGAUGGAGGGGCAAACGCCCUCUACGAGGCAGCCGGCGAGCACGGGGACUCCUGUUUCGAUGACCUCGCCGUGAUCAUAGGCGACCUGGACUCCCUAACCCCCGCCGUACGAUCAUACUACGAGUCCCACAAGCCAACCGGUCCCAAAACGCGCGUCAUCCGCGACCCAGACCAGUAUUCCACCGACUUUGGCAAAGCAGUCGCCUACAUCCGCCAACAACACUCCCACACCACCACCGCCACCACCACCACCGCCACCACCACCACGGCCAGCUCUGAACCCCAGACCCAUCCCAACGAUGACAGCAGUAUCACCAACCAACCCCUCGACAUCGUCGCCAUCGGCGGCCUCGGCGGGCGCGUCGACCAGGGCCUGAGCCAGCUACACCACCUGUACCUGUUCCAGCGGGGCGCCGACUACGCCGACGGGCGCGUGUAUCUGUUCAGCGGGGAGAGCCUGACCUUCCUCCUCAAGCCGGGGCGGCAUCGCAUCCGGGUGAGGGAUGCUAACAGGGAUAGUGGUGGUGCUGGUGAUGGUGAUGGUGAUGGGGUGAGUGGGACUGGGGAUGUGUUUGGGAAGCAUGUGGGUAUCCUGCCCGUGGGCGGGCCGAGUCGCAUCACGACGAGCGGGUUGGAGUGGGAUGUGAGCGACUGGGAGACGUGGUUUGGUGGGCCGAUGAGUACGAGUAACCAUGUGUUGCCGACGACGGAGGUGGUGGAGGUGGAGACCACGGCCGAGGUGCUGUUUACUAUCGCGCUGCGGCAAGGGUGAGGGGCAGGAGG
Chaetomium fimeti is the source of this 1047-nucleotide messenger RNA. RefSeq names its product thiamine pyrophosphokinase. Bases 41 to 1036 code for a protein of 331 amino acids. Lineage: Eukaryota; Fungi; Ascomycota; Sordariomycetes; Sordariales; Chaetomiaceae. The transcript is spliced from 3 exons. Gene Ontology annotation, molecular function: ATP binding; thiamine diphosphokinase activity; thiamine binding. Gene Ontology annotation, biological process: thiamine metabolic process; thiamine diphosphate biosynthetic process. The record is from RefSeq and is a predicted model, not a curated record.